Messenger RNA from Cuscuta epithymum, 933 nucleotides. The record is from the annotation of a GenBank genome assembly. NCBI's taxonomy places the organism in Eukaryota, Viridiplantae, Streptophyta, Magnoliopsida, Solanales, Convolvulaceae.
CCCAUAUCUUACCCAACCUUUUUCUCACGCAACCCUCUUCCCCAUCCCCUUUUUCAUCCUCUGUCUCCUCCCAUCUCUAUCUCAUCACUUCUCAUCCGAUCUACUACCUCUCCAUCUCCAGCGGACUAUAAUAAGGAUGAAUGGUGAAUGUUUAUCCCCAACUCCAGCAACCGGCAGGUAGCGGCGACUCCGGCGACCACAUCAAUUGGCGGUAGUGGAGCCAAAGGUGGUGGCGUGGAUACGGACAACCGCCGAUGUUACGCAAGACGGCGGCGGUGACUGACGGCGAAGGUGCCUAGCGGCAAUGCAACCACACCAGUGGUGGAAGAGGCGGUUGUGGAGAUGGUGGCGGAGGUGCCUGGUGGUGACGGCGUCUGGCGGAGGUGACUAUGGCAGCUAGUGGUGGAAGAGGCGACUCCGGCGAUGACAUGGGUGACGAAGACAGGUGGGGUACCACUGACGACGGCGACGGAUGAAGCGGCGGCGGCAGCGGAUGAUGGGGCGGCGGUGACGGCGGUGGCGGCUCAGAAGGAAGAACGGCGAAACACAUCCCUAGCUCGAGGUUUGGAUCGGCGGAGAUGCAGCGGAGGGGCGGCGAGGCUCAGACAGGCGGCCCGGCGGAGAGAAGGUGCCAUGGCCGUGCGAAGAGAAGAUGCGCCUCGACCUUGUGCAGAAAUGAAGCAAGACCACGCCAUAGCCUGUGCUGUGCGUAGGGAUUUGAGCCAACUUAGAGAUGCGUCUUGCGGAUCGCGGAGAGAGACGUGCGGAGAAGCCUGAGUCACAUAUUUGGAAAAGGAGAAAAAGGUUAUACGUUUGUAAUUUGAAAAGUCAAAUGUCAGGGCAUUUGAAUCGGUUAUUUAACUAUUAUAUAACUAUUCAUGUCCAAUUUUUUUUAUGAAUCGGUUAUUUGUAUUUAUCUAACCAAACAUAAGC